Messenger RNA from Nicotiana attenuata, 1356 nucleotides. RefSeq names its product random slug protein 5-like. Gene Ontology annotation, molecular function: phosphatidylinositol transfer activity. The coding region runs from base 88 to 1104 and encodes 338 amino acids. The transcript has 6 exons. The record is from RefSeq and is a predicted model, not a curated record. Lineage: Eukaryota; Viridiplantae; Streptophyta; Magnoliopsida; Solanales; Solanaceae.
AGGGUGAUCAGAAAUUUUGGCAUUUUAAAUUCGGUGCUUUUGUCAACUCGCUUCCGCCUUCUCUACCUUUAUCAAGUUAUAGUAAAUAUGUCAUCCAAAAAGUUGCAAGGAGCUGAAUUGUCUCUGUCAUCUGCAGAGCAGCAAGCUAAGAUCAAUGAGGUUAGAAAGCUGAUUGGUCCUGCUGUUGACAAGUUUCCAGCAAUGUGUUCGGACGCAUCAGUUCUAAGGUUUCUCAGGGCACGGAAUUGGCAUACAAAAAGGGCAGCAAAGAUUCUUAAAGAAACCUUGAUAUGGAGACUUGAAUAUAAACCAGAGAUGAUCCGUUGGGAUGAUAUUGCUCAACAAGCAGAAACCGGAAAAGUUUACAAAGCCAACUACUUUGACAAGUAUGGAAGGAAUGUGCUUGUCAUGAGGCCUGGAAUACAGAACCCACACUCAGUAGAGAAGCAAAUGAGAUAUUUAGUCUAUUGCAUGGAGAAUGCCAUACUGGAUCUAAAAUCGGGUCAGGAGCGAAUGGUUUGGUUAAUUGACUUUGAAGGGUGGAACAUGUCAAGCAUAUCAGUAAAGGUGACUCGGGAAACAGCUCGUGUACUACAAGAUCGUUAUCCAGAGAGGCUAGGUCUUGCAAUCUUUUAUAAUCCGCCAAAAGUUUUUGAGUCCUUCUGGAUAUUGGUAAAACCAUUUCUUGAGAAGAGGACAUACAAGAAAGUGAGGUUUGUCUAUCCAAAUGAUGCACAUACUCAGAAGGUAAUGGAAGAUCUAUUUGAUAUGGACAAGCUUGAAUCUUCAUUUGGGGGGAAAUGCACACAAGGGUUUGAAUAUGUCGCAUACUCCAAACGCAUGAAAGAGGGGGACAAGAAGAUGUCUGAAUUUGUUAAAUCUGGUGUUCCAUUGCCCUCUGACCAAUAUGUGACUGCUGAGACACGAGAAUCCUCAGCGCGAGACAAUGGUUUUGACUUGUCCGAGGAUGGUUUAUCCUCUACUGAUGAAACAACAUCAAACUUGGAAAGUUCAGAUAUUGAGACUGAAGAUUUGCAGAUGAGUUGUAAAGAUGAGGUCAAAGUUGAUACAACUGCUGCUAAAGAGAUAAAACAAAUCGAGUAGACACUAGCAGCUAUCUGUUCUCUCUCCUUUUCAUUUACUCUUUCAUUAUUCUUCAUGAUAACCUUAUUUGGAACUUAAUUUGCAAAUUACUGUAACAAUAUGCAAUUAUAUAACAGCCAACAACUUCCUCAUAAAAUGUAUAUUGGUGGUAUAUUAUUCGAAGAUGUUCGAUAAGUAGUACGAGUAGUUUUUGGCACAUAGCUUUUGUGCAGAGUGAUUAAUAUAAAGAGCACCUCUCUGUUUGUUUUUCAA